AUGAGUGCAUUUGUGAUAAUUAAACAAAAUUAUGCAAAUAUAGGUCAAAGUGGUGUCAAUCAAUUGGGUGGAGUGUAUGUAAAUGGUAGACCAUUACCUGACUAUAUCCGUCAAAAGAUCAUAGAUCUGGCGCACAGUGGUGUCCGUCCGUGUGAUAUCUCACGAAUGCUUCAAAUAUCAAACGGUUGUGUUUCCAAAAUAUUGGGUCGAUAUUAUGAAACGGGAUCUAUAAAGCCCAGAGCUAUCGGAGGCAGUAAACCACGAGUUGCUACCACUCAAGUCGUUCAAACCAUAACACAAUACAAACGCGAGUGUCCCUCAAUAUUUGCCUGGGAAAUCAGGGAUAGGCUACUCGCUCAUGGAGUUUGCAAUAAUGAUACCAUUCCUAGUGUCUCAUCAAUAAACAGAGUAUUAAGAAAUUUGGUCUCACAUACAGUUUAUGAUACACAUUCAUCACAGACAUCACACAGAGAGCUGACUAACUGUGCGAACAACGAUAUAAACGACAGAUUCCGGAUGAUUUCAUCCAAUCACUCCUAUCAAUGGUAUCAUUCAACCACACCAUCACCAUCAUCAUCAUCACCACAAUCUCAUUCACCUCAUUCUCAACAAUUGCCAAAAAAUAACAAUUGCAAUAAUGAUCUAACAGUUAGUGCCAAUCAUACACUACCCGCACCUAAUUGUGUCGAUAAUGUGAAGAAUGUGAGCGACAAUUCACAUAAAGUUGCACAUGUUGACUUUGGUCUGAUCCGACUACCCGUUCCCGAGUUAUAUCCGAAAAACGGUUCCGGUCGGAUCUAUCUACACGUUUCCGAGAUAUACCCGAAAAAUGUUUUAAAAAACCCCGGUUUUUCGGGUAUAUCUCGGGAACGGGAUUACCGAUACGGUCGGGACAAAGAUGUGCAAAUUACUUUUGAUCAUUUUGUCGUCAGACCAUCGGUUCUCGAGAUAAAUGGGGUCUGCGAAAGGUCUGCGGAUCAGUCACCACCAUUUUAA
Messenger RNA from Oppia nitens, 996 nucleotides. RefSeq names its product paired box protein 1 homolog. NCBI's taxonomy places the organism in Eukaryota, Metazoa, Arthropoda, Arachnida, Sarcoptiformes, Oppiidae. Gene Ontology annotation, molecular function: RNA polymerase II cis-regulatory region sequence-specific DNA binding; DNA-binding transcription factor activity, RNA polymerase II-specific. The record is from RefSeq and is a predicted model, not a curated record. The transcript is spliced from 6 exons. Gene Ontology annotation, biological process: regulation of transcription by RNA polymerase II; anatomical structure development. The coding region runs from base 1 to 996 and encodes 331 amino acids.